AUGAGAGCACAGAUGAAUGAGACGGAAGUUUUUCUGCCGCACCCCGCAGUUGCACAGGGCAGGGACGAUCACCUCAUCGAUGGAGGAGUCACUCUCACUCUCACUCUUACUCUCACUCUUACUCUCACUCUUACUCUCCAAGAGUCAUGGAAGACUCGCGGUGCUCGCGUGGGAUCCAGCACUGGGAAGGGUAAGAGGGUCUGGAACUCGAUGCCACCCGUAUCUACGUACCUUUACCCUCCGUCACUUUCUCCUACUUCUCCCCGGUCUGUUACUUUCCUGGACUUGAGCACUGAGGUAGCACAUCUCGGCCGGUGCUGCAAAAUUUCCAAACUUCUCCUCCCUUCAUACCUCAAAAGUCCAAUUCCCUUCAAAAGAGACGUACCAUACGCUUUGAGCCAACGAGAUUGUUUGCACCCGGCGAUUCUAGCGAGCCCUUUGGCGGCCAUACUUCCACCUAAAACUUCCACCUACACAACCGCCAAUAUGCACAUCAAGGCUAUGCUCGACGAGUCCCGGAGGACGGGCGAGCCCUCCUUCUCCUUCGAGUAUUUCCCUCCUAAGACGGCUCAGGGUGUCCAGAACCUCUACGAUCGUAUGGAGCGCAUGUACCACUUCGGUCCCAAGUUCAUCGAUAUUACAUGGGGUGCUGGCGGCCGCAUCGCCGAGCUCACCUGCGAGAUGGUCCUCCAGGCACAGUCCAUCUACGGUCUCGAGACCUGCAUGCACUUGACUUGUACCGACAUGGGCCUGGAAAAGGUCAACGACGCUUUGCGCAAGGCCUACAAGGCUGGUUGCACCAACAUCCUAGCCCUACGUGGCGACCCCCCAAGAGAGCAGGAGAAGUGGGAGGCCACCGACGACGGCUUCCGCUACGCAAAGGACUUGGUCAAGCACAUUCGUGCCACCUACCACGACCACUUCGACAUUGGUGUCGCUGGCUACCCCGAGGGCUGCGACGACAACAAGGACGAGGAGCAGCUGCUGGACCACUUGAAGGAGAAGGUCGAUAUGGGCGCCACCUUCAUUGUCACACAGAUGUUCUACGACGGUGACAACUUUGUUCGCUGGGUCGGCAAGGUUCGCGAACGUGGCAUUACCGUCCCCAUCAUUCCCGGUAUUAUGCCAAUUGCCACCUACUCCAGCUUCUUGCGCCGCGCAAAGCACAUGAACUGCAAGGUGCCUGAGGAGUGGAUGGCUGCUCUGGAGCCUAUCAAGAACGACGACGUUGCUGUUAGAGAGGUCGGUAAGGGUCUGGUCGCCGAGAUGUGCCGGAAGAUCGUUGCUGCUGGCAUUCACCACCUGCACUUCUACACCAUGAACCUGGCCCAGGCCACCAGAAUGGUUCUCGAGGAAUUGGAAUGGAUGCCCACGAGCGACCGCCCUGUGAAGCAUGCCCUUCCCUGGAAGCAGUCCCUGGCCCACGGACGCAGAGAGGAGGAUGUACGCCCCAUCUUCUGGAAGGGCCGUAACAAGUCUUACGUUCUUCGUACCCAGGACUGGGACGAGUUCCCCAACGGACGCUGGGGUGAUUCUCGGUCUCCCGCUUUCGGUGAGCUGGAUGCCUACGGCAUUGGCUUGACCGGUACGAACGAGCAGAACAGAAAGAAGUGGGGCGAGCCCAAGUCAGUGAAGGACAUUGCCAACAUCUUCGUCCGAUACCUUGAGACGGAGCUGGACUCAUUGCCUUGGAGUGAGGCACCUCUCACUAGCGAAGCCGAUCCCAUUCGCGAAGAGCUCAUUGGACUGAACAAGCGUGGCCUCCUGACCAUCAACUCGCAACCUGCUGUCGACGGCGUGAAGUCGACCCAUCCAGUACACGGUUGGGGACCGGCAAACGGCUACGUUUACCAGAAGGCUUACCUCGAACUCCUCGUUCACCCCGAUGUGUACCAUGAGAUCGUUGCCCGCGUCGAGAAGAACCCUGACAUGACUUACUACGCCACCACAAAGAAUGGCAACUUGAAGUACAACGCUUCAAAUGACAGCCCCAACGCUGUUACAUGGGGUGUCUUCCCGGGCAAGGAGAUUGUCCAGCCCACAAUUGUCGAGGGUAUCAGCUUCAUGGCCUGGAAGGACGAGGCCUUCCGCUUGGGCAUCGACUGGGCACACUGCUUCGAGGCUGGGUCUCCCAGUAGAACCCUUGUUGAGCGUAUCAUGAACGAAUGGUACCUCAUCAACAUUGUGAACAAUGACUUCCACCAGAAGACAGCUCUCUUCGACUUGCUCGAGGGCCUUGAGGUCAAGGAAUACAGCGACAUUUCGGCUGAGCCUCAGACAAACGGCGCCGUCAAGGAACAACAAACCAACGGCAGCGCUCCUACCGCCGCAGGCAAAAGGGGGUCAACUUUGUUUUUUCAACAAAAAACUUUUUCAAGUGGCAUGUUUCUAUCCAUGGCAUUCAAGCGUCAAGGAGAAGAGGAAACGGACAGGAAGGGAAAGCAACGGAGCAAAUGCAUAUAUCUCAACGAUACCCCCAUACAAACGGACCACAAGUUUCUUUUCCCCAACGAGAAGAAAAUGGUCCGGGAGAACUACACAAACAACCAGAGAGCAAGGAGUUUCAACACGGUCUAUCUUCAGAGCCAAAUCAACUUGGGCUCGACUGUUUCCUCAAACUACACUUCUGGCGUCUUCCCAACCUGGUGA
This is a messenger RNA of Colletotrichum lupini, 2649 nucleotides long. RefSeq names its product methylenetetrahydrofolate reductase. The transcript has 11 exons. Lineage: Eukaryota; Fungi; Ascomycota; Sordariomycetes; Glomerellales; Glomerellaceae. Gene Ontology annotation, molecular function: FAD binding; methylenetetrahydrofolate reductase [NAD(P)H] activity. The coding region runs from base 1 to 2649 and encodes 882 amino acids. The record is from RefSeq and is a predicted model, not a curated record. Gene Ontology annotation, cellular component: cytosol. Gene Ontology annotation, biological process: tetrahydrofolate interconversion.